Molecule: messenger RNA, 3626 nt
Organism: Drosophila persimilis
Lineage: Eukaryota; Metazoa; Arthropoda; Insecta; Diptera; Drosophilidae
Gene: Rbp9
Product: ELAV-like protein 2
Exons: 8
Cellular component (GO): ribonucleoprotein complex
Molecular function (GO): RNA binding
Source: RefSeq, a predicted model, not a curated record
CGGUUCGGUUAUGUUCUGUUCUGUUUAGUUUAGUUCGGUUUCUCCUUUUUCCAACAGUCACGGCAACAAAUUAAAUUUCAACAAUUUAAUUAUAAUCCCUCCAAUUAACUAAAUCUCUUUGCCUUCCUUUCGGUUGUCGCUUUGUUUUGGUUGUGCUUUCUUCCAAUUCGGAUUCUGUUCGGUUUUUGUCUCGGUUAUUAUUAAAAUAAAUAUACUCGCGUAAAACCAAACAUCCAUCCCACCCUGAAAAUUGUUUCGUAAUCGCACUGAAAUCGAAAUCGAGAAAACAGCAACAAGUUUUCCACGAUCUGAGAGCAGAUCCAUCCAACGUCCAGCCCAACGGGAAGAAAAGUAAACUUUCGGGCACACAAGCAACCCAAACGUACCCAUACGUAUACGUGUUAUACGCGCUCCUAACUAGGCUAUAGAAUACGCCUGAGAUCGGUCCACAGGCAGAAAUACUUUUGUGUUCCAUUUCGGUUGAUCCACCCUGCGUGCGCCUCAGGAAAGGGAUCCCCCUGCAGUAUUAUCUCAAGAUCAACUCUAUAAACGCCUCCUCCUCCCUUUAUUACUGUCUCGUGAACAAGUUUUUCGCAAAAAAGAAAGCACAGACACAACAUGGUCGAGGGUCAGACAGCCGUGCAACAGCAGCCCCAACAACAGCCACCUGCUGGAGCUGCCAGCAACACUGCCAGCAGCAGCACCACCAUCUCCGCCACAGGAACAGGCACCGGCGUAGGAUCUACAGGAUCUACGGGAAAUGUGACGACCAACAGCCAGGCGCAGAUAAACGGAGGUACAGCCUCGACAUCGCCUGCAGCAGCCGGAUCUGGUUCGGGUUCUGGAUCGACGACAACCGGAUCGAAUGCCAGUGGCCAGGCAUCCAAUGCCAACAAUUCAACAGCGAAUAACAACAACAACAACAACACUGCUAACAACAAUAAUAACAACAACAACAACAACGAACCAGAUCCAAAAACUAAUCUGAUUGUAAACUACUUGCCACAGACAAUGUCCCAGGAUGAGAUACGUUCGCUGUUCGUUAGCUUCGGAGAGGUGGAGAGCUGCAAGUUGAUACGCGACAAGGUGACAGGCCAGAGCCUGGGCUAUGGCUUCGUGAACUACGUGAAGCAGGAGGAUGCCGAAAAGGCCAUCAAUGCACUAAAUGGUCUGCGGCUGCAGAAUAAAACCAUCAAGGUUUCCAUUGCCCGGCCCAGCUCGGAGAGCAUUAAAGGCGCCAAUCUCUAUGUAUCGGGUCUUCCAAAGAACAUGACACAGUCGGACCUCGAAUCAUUGUUCAGUCCUUACGGCAAGAUCAUCACUUCGCGCAUACUUUGUGAUAAUAUCACCGGUCUCUCCAAGGGCGUUGGCUUUAUACGCUUCGAUCAGCGCUUUGAGGCCGAUCGGGCCAUUAAGGAGCUGAACGGCACCACUCCGAAGAACUCCACCGAACCGAUAACCGUCAAGUUUGCUAACAAUCCCAGCAGCAACAAGAACAGUAUGCAGCCACUGGCCGCCUACAUAGCUCCACAGAACACCCGAGGCGGUCGGGCAUUCCCCACGAAUGCCGCUGCCGGAGCUGCAGCCGCAGCAGCAGCCGCUGCCAUACAUCCCAACGCGGGCCGUUACAGCUCGGUUAUCUCUCGAUACUCACCGCUGACCAGCGAUCUGAUCACCAAUGGGAUGAUUCAGGGCAACACCAUUGCCAGCUCCGGCUGGUGCAUUUUCGUCUACAAUCUGGCCCCCGAGACCGAGGAGAAUGUGCUGUGGCAGCUGUUUGGGCCCUUCGGGGCCGUGCAGUCGGUCAAGGUGAUUCGCGAUCUGCAGAGCAACAAGUGCAAGGGCUUCGGGUUCGUCACGAUGACCAAUUACGAGGAGGCGGUGCUGGCCAUACAGUCGCUCAAUGGCUACACGCUGGGCAACCGGGUGCUCCAGGUCAGCUUCAAGACCAACAAGAACAAGCAAACGUAAUUACUAUCCAAGUUGGCUGCUGUUGUCAAUGCCAAUGCGGCGGCGGCGGCCUUGGCGGCCAAUGGUCUGGUGCUCCACAACCAUCGUCAGAACAAUCAGAACAACAUCAGUAGUAGCAUCAGUACUUCGAACAAUCCACAUGGCAAAUAUGCUAACCACAACAACAGCAGUAGCAACAACAGACAGCACAACACCAACAACAACAGCCACAGCAGUAGCAGCAGCAACACGAGCAAACAGCAGCAGCAACAGCAGAGGCUCCAAUCAACAACACAAAGCAACAAGCAACAAUCAAUGCCGCCACCUAAGAGAUCAUCAAACAACACUUCAUCAGUCGCAGCAGUCGCAGUGUCCAAUGGCGAUGCUGGAAGCAGCACUGGCAAUGGCGCUGCAGCCUCCUCCUCCUCGGCUUCGUCGUCGAGCAACAUUUUGAAAACAUCCACAAAAUUCAUUUACAACAAGCCACAAAAUCAAUUUGAGUUGCUCCAGCAACAGCUGCAACUGCAGCAGGAAUUCGCCCAGUUCCUGACAAACGUGGCCAGCAGUGCAGUAGGAUCAGGAUCCAGCAGUGCAGCCAACACAUCAGCAGGAACAGGAGGCUCUGUGGGUAGCCAUGGAAGCCAGCGGAACGGAUUAGGAGGAGGAGGAGCCCUGGGAAUGGGCAUGGGCAUGGGACUGGGACUGGGAAUGGCAGCCAAUGGAUCGUCGUCAGGAGCUGGCUCUGGGAACAAAAACAUGCCCUCCUGGUCGAAUUGGUUCUUUUAAAGAUCCCCGUAACUACUCAUUAUUUUUCCUUUAUUUACUCGAUUCAACCUCUUAUGAAUUAAUUGGUUUCUCAAUUUGUUAGGCCCAUUUAGCUUCAUUUACUUCAAAUUACUUUGUAAGCUGGCCAAGAGGCAACAUUUGGUGACUCAAGCCGAGGCGAUUAUUUUUUCAUUUUGAUAGCUUAAAUCCAAAGCAUCAGGCUAAGCAAAUCCUAGUUUAAGUUGAUUACGUUUCGAUGAAUUAUGAAUUCGUUUUUCGUUUUGUAUCACAUCCUCCACACAUCAAUUGUUUAACUUAAAUCGAGGCGCAUAUCAAUCGGGCCCGUGAUUGAAUAAGUACUACAAAAUAAGUGCAACUGUACCCUUAUAUUUUAUUCGUUAAUGCACUUUUAAAGAAACAUCUAUCUAGUCGCCACUAGCGGACAGAAUGGCUUCCAGAAGGGAAUAAACUGAGAAACGGAGAUAAGUAAAGCUGUAGUUAAGUUUUUGUUUGGGAUGUACUCCACUCUACUCUACUCUACUCUACACAUAUUUUUAAACAGAGCAGAUAAUUAUGAGAGGAGCAUUUUGAUGGCAAUGAAGCCCACAAUCCACCAAAGAAUGAGAAACAAACAUGACAAAUAUUUAAGCUAUAAAUAACUGUAUAAAUGAGAUACGAAAACAGAACUGAAUGCGUAAACAGAUACAAGUGUAGAGGCGUUUGGUUUGGCAUAUAGUCAGACCAGGCCGUUUUGCUAAUAGACAAAGCAGAGCAGAGAAUGAGAGGGAAAGCUAGAUACAAGAUACAAGAAGAAUACGAGAAGCAACCAAACAAGACAUGCAUAUGUUUAUGUUUUAUAUUAAAUGUAUAACUUUUUCUAAAAUAAACGAUGUAUGCAUAAUAUACCCACA